Apaloderma vittatum (bar-tailed trogon) is the source of this 756-nucleotide messenger RNA. RefSeq names its product transmembrane protein 38B (gene TMEM38B). Lineage: Eukaryota; Metazoa; Chordata; Aves; Trogoniformes; Trogonidae. The transcript has 5 exons. Gene Ontology annotation, cellular component: membrane. Gene Ontology annotation, molecular function: potassium channel activity; identical protein binding. Gene Ontology annotation, biological process: potassium ion transmembrane transport. The record is from RefSeq and is a predicted model, not a curated record. Bases 49 to 756 code for a protein of 235 amino acids.
GCUGUCGAAGUUUCAGUCCGAAGUCCCAUUGCCUGCUGGUUUAGUGCUAUGCUUCAUUGUUUUGGUGGAUCAGUUUUGUCUUCACUGAUGCUUGCAGAACCUCCAGUAGCGUUUCUGGCAAAGGGCACGAAUAUUCUACUGGCAUCUUCGGUCUGGUAUUUUGUGUUUUACUGCCCACAAGAUGUAUUCUACCGAUGCUUUGCCUUUCUGCCCAUUCGCCUUCUGGUUGCAGGAAUGAAAGAAGUGACUAGGACUUGGAAGAUAACAGCUGGCGUUGCACAUGCAGACAGUCACUUCAAAGAUGCCUGGUUUGUCAUGGUAGCUGUAGGCUGGGCCAGAGGAGCUGGUGGUGGCCUAAUUUCCAACUUUGAGCAGCUAGUGAGAGGAGUGUGGAAACCUGAAACCAAUGAACUACUGAAGAUGUCCUACCCUGUGAAGGUAACUUUAGUAGGAGCAAUUCUUUUCACCCUGCAACACAGCCAAUAUUUGCCAAUAGCAAGACACAACCUCAUGUUUUUGUACACCGUCUUUCUUGUUGUCUCCAAGGUAACCAUGACGUUGACAAGAUCUGCAACUUCUCCACUUGCUCCAUUUGAGGCUGCAUUAGGCCAUAUAUUCUUUGGCUUGCAAAAGACACCAUCCAAAGCAAAGGGUGAAGGUGCUGCAUCUCCCAAUGGCUCUUCAGUCUGUGACCGGUCAUCUUCUGAGCAGCACCGUGACAGUGUUAAGAAAAGACAGGCAAAGAAAACAGAAUAA